UAUCUGGCAUUUAUAAUAAAAUAAAUUCGGUUGUGUUGCUUAUGUGGUAAUUUCAAAAAGAAAAGAAAAUAAAUAACUGAUCUCUUAUGAUUAUGACUGUCAGUUCAGAUAGUGGUUAAUUGAAUUAAAAUUUCAAACGAAACAAGAAAAUUGAUCGAAAGUUCUAAUAAAAAAAAAAACAUAAAUUGAAACAUUUUGACUAAAUCAACAUAAACACGGCUACAACAACUAAAUCAAUCGAUUGAUAGUUUAAAAGGAAAGAAGAAAACACUACAUUGCUUUGUUGUUGACAUCGAUUCGGAAACGUAUUUGUACAAUCGCGCAAUACAAAACAACUAUAGAGAACCAUAUAAUAAACAAGCAGAGCGUAUUUAUAAUACAAUUAAGCAGAAAGUACAAAGCCACCAAGAAACUUUUUCGCUGAGAGAGAAUAAUAAAAACGCAGUUAACAAAUCGAACUGAACGAUAAAUACAUAAAUAUGUCCAAUCUACGACAAAUUCCGUUGACUUGCAGCGGUCACACACGGCCCGUUGUGCAUUUGGAUUUCAAUCGUGAUAUUACCGAAUGUGGAUACUUCUUAAUAUCGGCUUGUAAAGAUGGUAAUCCGAUGUUGCGGCAAGGUGAUACUGGAGACUGGGUUGGAACAUUUGAAGGUCACAAAGGUGCUGUGUGGGGUGUCGCGCUCAACAAAAAUGCAACAUUGGCUGCAUCUGGUGCUGCCGAUUUUUCUGGUAAAGUAUGGAAUGCGAGUAAUGGGGAAGAAUUACACAGUUUUAAACAUAAGCAUAUUGUGAAAACAGUAAGCUUUGACGAAAAUAGCGAUCGUUUGAUAACCGGAAGCAAUGAAAAAUUGAUUCGCGUAUACGAUUUGAGUCAACCGAAUUGUGAACCACAAAUUUUUUCUGGUCAUGGUGGCCCACUUAAGCGGGCAAUUUUCUGUCGAAAUGAUAAAUACAUAAUCAGUGGUGCCGAAGAUAAAACGCUUCGCUUAUGGGAUCGGUCGAUAGGUCAUGAGGUGCAACGUAUUGAGUUUAAUGCACAUCCAAAUAGCAUUGAAUUGUCAGCCGACUACAAUAUUUUGACAGUGACACAUGGCACAAGUGUCAGUUUCUGGGAGACUGAUACAUUGAAAAAACUCAAGGAGAUUACUGUACCGACGUCAGUGAAUACGGCUAGUUUACAUCCUGAUAAACAUAUAUUUGUUUGCGCUGGUGAAGAUUUCAAAAUGUACAAAUACGAUUACAUUACCGGCAAUGAAAUUGAAUCAUUCAAAGGUCAUUUUGGGCCAGUGCAUGCAGUGAGCUUCAGUCCAGAUGGAGAAUUGUAUGCUAGCGGAUCAGAAGAUGGCACAUUACGUUUAUGGCAAACAACGGUGGGAAAAACAUAUGGUCUAUGGAAAUGUACUGAACCUGGUGAGGCAAACAAUUCGAUUAAUUCUCAGCGAGAAGUACCAGCCAACUAAAAUCAUAUUUUUGGAAUGAAAGAUCUGAUAGACUUGAAGAAAAAUACAAUAGAUCAAAAUCAAUGUGCCCAAAAUUGGUAUAAAUGUGCAACUUGCUUGAUUUUUUACAUUUAAAUGAUGAUACACAUUGAGAGCAUCCUGUGCACAUAUCAAGCCUAUACUUCGUUCAUAUGGAAAAUCCGUUGGCACUUUUCCAUCGAUUUUGGACUCACAAAGGGAACUCGCCAAAAAUCUUUUCUAUCAUCCUUUUUUUAUUUUAUUAAUUAUUUGGAGCGAUGUGCAAAUAAAAUUGUUCAUUAGAUCAUACAAUUUCUUCACGAAUUCGGGAAACAAACCAAAAGUUUUGGUAUUUUUUUCUAUUGUUUGAAAUUAUCUAGAAGUUUCUCAAGUUUUAGAAAAGACACUUUUUUUAAAUUAAACAAAGUAACAAAAAUAAACGAACGAAAACAAACAGCCAUGAUUUACUACUUCAGGCAUUUAUACAAUAAAA
Contarinia nasturtii (swede midge) is the source of this 1953-nucleotide messenger RNA. It is a transcript of the gene wmd, whose product is annotated as serine-threonine kinase receptor-associated protein. NCBI's taxonomy places the organism in Eukaryota, Metazoa, Arthropoda, Insecta, Diptera, Cecidomyiidae. Gene Ontology annotation, biological process: spliceosomal snRNP assembly. Bases 480 to 1463 code for a protein of 327 amino acids. Gene Ontology annotation, molecular function: protein binding; RNA binding. Gene Ontology annotation, cellular component: SMN complex. The transcript has 8 exons. The record is from RefSeq and is a predicted model, not a curated record.